Molecule: messenger RNA, 806 nt
Organism: Thamnophis sirtalis
Lineage: Eukaryota; Metazoa; Chordata; Lepidosauria; Squamata; Natricidae
Source: RefSeq, a predicted model, not a curated record
UCCAGCUACUUAAGUAGUGCCUAGACUCACCUUUCUAUAUUUUUUCUCUUCUUCAGCUGUUGGGUUACCAAGAAGGAGAUCAACAGUUUCUUCAAUUUGGGCUAUUUAAGCCUGGUGCUCUUCUUCAACACCAUCAUGCUGGGCACCAUGGUGUAUGAGAUUCUCAGGCUGAGACACCGAGAGCAUCAAUGGGGAUAUGCAGUGAUGCUCCUGGGCCUGAGCUGCGUCCUGGGCAUCCCUUGGGGGCUGAUCUUCAUUGCGUUUGCUUCCGGGACCUUUGAGUUGGUGGCCCUCUAUCUUUUCACCAUCAUCAACUCUCUCCAAGGCUUCUUCAUCUUCCUUUGGUACUUGGCCAAAGUGCUGCAGUCUCGCAGGUCGAAAUCCCUGCAGUGCACGACUUCCAACAGCUUGAAGCUCCAGUCCAGCAAUUCCAGCACUUGACCUUGUCUUGGCCAGGAGGACUUUGGAAGUGAAAUGUUCAUGGGAGGAUCUUCCUGGAAACUGAGCCAAACAAUUCUUUGGUGGACUAGGGUGACUUCAUACUUCUCAGUAGCUUUGAGACGACACCGAUCUGUUUUCCUUAAAUAGAGGAAAUCUUGACUUACAAUAGUUGGUUUAGUGCCUUUCAAACGUACAACUAAAAAAAGUUACUUAUGACCGUUUUUUCCACACUUAUAACCAAUGUGACAUCCUCAUGGACAUGUGAUCAAAUUUCAGACACGUGGUGUCAGGCUUAAUGUCCGGUGUGCCACCUUCAGUAGCCAAGAAAGAAAACUCCCAACUCCAUUGUUCGUGGAAUUAAAAAG